AUGCAAAGUCGCCUGUUGUUGUUGAUGUUUUGGGUUGGUUCCCUAGCGAUCACCGUCAUUUCCGAUGUCAAUUGUCCAGAUGGUGAUGAGGUGAACAGUCAUGAUCACUGUGUUCACAUGGAGACCACUCCGACGAGCUGGUCAGAUGCGGAGGCGUUCUGCAUAAAGCGAGGAGGUCAUCUCACAUCCGUACACAAUCAGUUCGACAACUCUGCAAUCAGAUCUCUUGGAGAGUACACUGGCUGCAGUUCCUACUGGACAGGAGGGCAGUGCAGCUCAGGCAAUUGCUCAUGGGCAGACGGCACACUGUUCGACUUUAAUAACUGGGGCCAAGGUACUUGGAGUACGGCAGACUGCACUCAGAAACAAUGUUUUGUCUGUGAAACGCGUGUGGCAAUGACCGAUUGUACUGACUGGUAUAAUGCCGGAUAUCGAGAUGAUGGAGAAUACAGUAUUGUUCUUGAUAGCAAACCUUACAAGGUCUAUUGCGACAUGAAUACUGCCGGCGGAGGAUGGGUAGUGUUCCAAAGGAGAGUGAACGGCAGUGAUCCAUUUUGGAAUCAUACGUGGGAUGAGUACAAAAAUGGGUUCGGCGCCAUGGGGCCGACAGAACUCCAACUACUGGUCCGGCAACGAACUUCUCCAUCAGCUCACCACGAAAGACGCCGAUGUGACUUUAAGGGUAGAGAUGAGAGGCGACCGAACACCUUCUGCGCCAGAGCCAAACGCAUUCUGGUGGAAUCACUACACCUUGUUCCAAGUGGGAACCUGAAGCAGCAACCUAUAUGCUCAAAAGCCUCUUUGCAUUCGCACUGGUCACAACAUACAGCCGGCAAUGCAUCCACUGCCGAAUGGUGGAGUAUGUUUUGGAUUAUCGAUGGCUACGACUACAUCAUCCAUCCACGUGAAACCGCUAUGAUGCUCAGGCCGACUCAAACCUGA
Messenger RNA from Cooperia oncophora, 942 nucleotides. The record is from the annotation of a GenBank genome assembly. Lineage: Eukaryota; Metazoa; Nematoda; Chromadorea; Rhabditida; Trichostrongylidae.